Mesitornis unicolor (brown roatelo) is the source of this 1563-nucleotide messenger RNA. RefSeq names its product gap junction alpha-9 protein-like. Bases 1 to 1563 code for a protein of 520 amino acids. The transcript has a single exon. The record is from RefSeq and is a predicted model, not a curated record. Lineage: Eukaryota; Metazoa; Chordata; Aves; Mesitornithiformes; Mesitornithidae. Gene Ontology annotation, biological process: cell communication. Gene Ontology annotation, cellular component: connexin complex.
AUGGGAGACUGGAAUUUCCUUGGAGGCAUUUUAGAGGAGGUACACAUUCAUUCCACUAUAAUUGGAAAGAUAUGGCUAACAAUCCUCUUCAUAUUUCGAAUGCUUGUCCUCGGAGUGGCAACUGAGGAUGUUUGGAACGACGAACAAUCAGAAUUUAUAUGCAAUACUGAGCAACCUGGUUGCAGAAACGUGUGCUAUGAUGAGGCCUUUCCCAUCUCUCUCAUAAGGUACUGGGUCUUGCAAGUUAUAUUUGUCUCUUCCCCUUCCUUGGUGUAUAUGGGUCAUGCCUUAUACAGACUAAGAGCCUUGGAAAAAGAGAGGCAAAAAAAGAAAGCUCAGGUGAGAGUGGAACUCGAAAGCACCGAAUUAGAAAUGACUGAAAAUCGGAAAAGGCUGGAGAGAGAACUCCGGCAAUUGGAUCAAAGAAAGCUAAACAAAGCACCCCUGAGAGGCUCUUUGCUCUGCACUUACGUGAUACAUAUUUUCACCAGAUCUGCAGUGGAAAUUGGUUUUAUGAUUGGGCAGUAUCUUCUUUAUGGCUUUCAUCUAGAUCCCCUUUAUAAAUGUCACAGAGAUCCAUGUCCAAACACAGUUGACUGCUUUGUAUCUAGACCAACAGAAAAGACAGUGUUCAUAUUAUUCAUGCAAUCAAUAGCGACUGUAUCACUGCUUUUAAAUAUCCUAGAAAUUAUCCACCUAGGAUUCCGAAAAAUUAAAAUGGGACUCUGUGGGCAGAAUAAAAACAAGGACGACCCUGACAAUUUCCACUUAAACAAAUCUAAGAAAUACUCUGUGAUCCCGCACUCUACUUUGGGAAUAUCCACUACCCCUCAAAAAAAUCUUCCUUCUGUACUUAGCGGUUAUGCCUUUUUAAUGGAAAAGCAAACUGACACUGCCAUCUACCCGGUUCUAAAUUCUCCUCCAAUGUUUCAGUCUGUGCAAAAUAACCAUACAGAAAGCAGCAGUAAUUACACCCAUCGCAAUCAGGAAAAUAAAUCGCCAAAGAAGAGGCCAGCUACAAAUGCUACAGACAAUCAGAGUCAAAAAACUAGUGCAAAUAAUAAUGAAGGCUUGCUUGGCGAGCUUGGGACUGAAGUGCAUGGUGCCCAAAAAGAAGCUGAAAAGAAACAUUUCCUUAUCAGUACUCAGAAUGCAGAUGUAGCUUCAAGCAUGUGCCUGAGAAGCUUUGCCGAAAUGCCAUCUCAAACUUCACUGCAACCCGCUACAACUUUUCCUGUUACCGGUUUCAGAAGACAACAUGGAACCGGUUCGUCUUGGAACUGUUCGGCGAUGGUUGAGUGUGCAGGAGCUUCGACGAAUUCUCUUCCAAAGAACAGCAACAGAAGACAAGGCAGUUUCAGCGCAAACAAAGCCCAACCUCCAUGCAAUGCUGACGUAAAAAAUUCUAGCCGACCAGACACUCCUGACUCUACGGGGGAGGUGAGCUCAGAAUCUAAAAGAAGUAGAAACUGCGAUAGUCCUAAGCCUUUCUCUCUGUCCAGACGACUGUCACUGUCAAGUAAUGCCAGCAGCAGGCGUGCCCCCACAGAUCUCCAGAUAUAG